This is a messenger RNA of Vanessa tameamea, 2039 nucleotides long. RefSeq lists its product as uncharacterized. NCBI's taxonomy places the organism in Eukaryota, Metazoa, Arthropoda, Insecta, Lepidoptera, Nymphalidae. The coding region runs from base 69 to 1427 and encodes 452 amino acids. The record is from RefSeq and is a predicted model, not a curated record. The transcript is spliced from 9 exons. Gene Ontology annotation, molecular function: L-amino acid transmembrane transporter activity. Gene Ontology annotation, biological process: amino acid transmembrane transport. Gene Ontology annotation, cellular component: vacuolar membrane.
AUAUAUCCAGUUUGUAGAGAAGCCUUGUUGAGUGUGGAUGUGUGUCAGUCGCCUGAUAUUCGUAAAACAUGGUUAAGAAGAACAGCUUGGAAGCGUCGAGCAGUGGCAAGCCGGAAGCCACAGAAACGACCCCACUUGUAGCCAAAGUUGAAAAUGGCGGUAAUGGAGAUGACCCGAUUAAAGAAACCAGCGGCGGAGGACUCUCUAUGAAACAGACAGCUUUCCUGAUCGCCGGGGAAAUGGCCGGCAGCGGUGUACUAGCUCUUCCACGAGUUCUCGUUAAAACUGGAUGGUUCGGCGUGCCCCUCAUAGUGUUGAUGUGCCUUAUCGCAGCAUUCAGCGGGAAACGUCUCGGUGACUGUUGGACCAUCAUCGAAGGUCGCGAUCCUGAAAUGAGGACCAGAAAGAGAAACCCCUACGCCAUUAUCGCUGAACAGUCACUGGGAAAAAUGUGGAGUGUUGCUGUAUCUCUGGCGAUAAUAAUUACACAAUUUGGUGUGGCGGUGGUGUACUUACUGCUGGCUGCGCAGAUCGUUGAGCAACUAUUCAUGACCUUGAUACCGACCGUCACUAUUUGCAUCUGGUAUCUGGUUGUUGUCGGAGCGAUGACACCACUUAUGCUUUUUGGCAGCCCUAAAGACUUCUCCUUCAUGGGUGUCAUUGCUUUCUUCUCAACUUUCGUGGCGUGCAUUCUCUAUUUCAUUCAGAUGAUGAAUGACAUUAGACCGUUUGGCACGUUCCGUUGGGGUAUUCACGGGUUCAUGGAUUUCUUCCUUGCGUUCGGUACAAUCAUGUUCGCCUUCGGAGGCGCUUCUACCUUCCCAACUAUUCAAAAUGAUAUGGCUGAUAAGUCCAAGUUUAACAAGAGCUUGCAGUACAGCUUUCUUGCGAUCCUGGCUUUAUAUAUCCCAAUAGCAGUAGCAGGAUACGCAGUGUACGGCGAGUCUGUCGGCCCCAACUUUAUUACUUCCCUGUCAGCCACCCCAUUGACUCUCGUCGGCAACGUGCUCAUGGCGGUUCAUCUUGUAUCCGCUUUCAUCAUCCUCAUCAAUCCAGUCUGCCAGGAAAUGGAGGAGCUUUACAGUAUUCCUAGAGAUUCAGUAGGAUAUCGUACACUGGUUCGUUUAUCUAUCAUGGCGGGUAUACUCUUCAUUGGAGAGAGUAUUCCCCGUUUCUACACAAUCUUGGCUCUUAUCGGUGGAACCACAAUCGCCUUACUAACUUUCGUGUUACCGUCUUAUUGCUACCUGAACCUCGUCAACCAAACUCCAAGAGAGGGACAAGCUCCUGUCGAGGUUGCCGGCUGGGUUAAGCUGGUUUGCUGGGAGGUGAUCGUAAUAGGCGUGGUCGGCGGUGUCGCUGCCACUUACAGCGCUACGAGCGCCAUCUUCAGCACAUCGCAAGCAAUACCUUGCUACUUGCGGUAGAGCGCCAUCUAGCGGAUACUUUCGAUAAGACUUAUGGCGUUACCUUUAUUCAACUACAGAGAUCACCUUUUUCUACCGCAUUUUAUCCUCAAAUUUCUUAUCAAAAUGUGAAUGUGAUCAAAUAAUUACUCACAGAUCACUUUAAAAUUAGUCAAGACAAAAUAAUAACAAUUACAAAACUAGUGUUUCUUCAUUAUUACAUACUAUAAUAGUGAGAGUAUAUUUAAUAUAACUACGGUAAACAUUACCGUAAUAAUCAUUUACAAUUAAUUAUUUUCAAAUCAUAUCUAAGAAUUAGAUAUAACAUUCUUCAUUAGCCAUAGUAUAAUGUUCUAUAGUUAAAAAUCUAAUUAUAGUUUUUUUUUAUUUACUUCAUUAAGUAUAUUUUUAUUAUUUUCUAAAUCAUUGCAGGGAGACAAUGUUGUGUUGAUUUACAUAAUUGAUUAUUGACAAAUAAUUUAAUCAAGGGUUUAUACGUGUUAUAAGGAUAUUAAUCGAUUACAACGAUAUUGAAAAUGUAGCGAUGGUUACUUUUUUCAACCAAUCGUGUGAAUGAGUUGUUCUAUUAUAUUCUUGUAAAAAGACAACUAUUUUUAAUUAAAUAAAAUAUGG